AGUGCCGGGGGAUAACGAUUGCGGCUCGUUACAGCUAAGUGCCCUGUAAGCUGAUUGGGCGGCGGGUUAGGAGGAUCCCAUACACUGCCAGCGCAGAAUGCCAGCGCCACUCAUGGUCAGUGUGAGCAGAGGGACGGAGUAGCCUCGGGGAGCCAUUCCGUGAUGGGGCGCAGGUGACAGCAGCUGAGGAUGCCCCUGACUGAUAAGCUGCGUGAGAGGAUAUCGCGGGCCUUCUACAGCCAUGGGCUGCUCUGUGCCUCCUACCCUAUCCCCAUCAUCAUCCUCACUGCCCUCUGCAUUCUGGCCUCCUGUUACCCCCUGCUUAAGCUUCCGCUGCCCGGGACCGGUCCAGUUGAGUACGUCACCCCUGUGAGAGAUUAUUCACCUCCGCCUUUAGAGCCCAGCCCAGAAGACCACAGCGACCGACCUGAUUGGUACGUCGGGCUGCCCGUGUCCUACAUACAGCAGGUCUUGGUUAAAGCUGUCGUAUCUCCAUGGGACAAGGACUUCCUGGCUGUGGAUGUGUUCCGGUCUCCGCUGUCUCGUGUAUUUCCAUUGGUGGAAGAGAUCCGGAACCACGUGCUGAGAGAGAAAUCCCAGGAGAAGAGUCUAGAAGAUGUUUGUCUCCAGGUGACGGACCUGCUGCCCGGCCUGAAGAAGCUCCGUGACAAGCUGCCCGAACAUGGCUGCCUCCUGCUUUCUCCCGCCAACUUCUGGCAGAACAGCCAGGAACACUUCAGCGGUGACCCGGACCUGAUCAGAACCAUCCAUCAACAUGAGCCCAAGACUUUACAGACCUCCGCUACUCUCAAAGACUUGCUCUUUGGGGUCCCAGGAAAGCAGAGUGGAGUCAGCUUGUACAACCGCAAGAGGAUCGUGUCCUACGCCAUCACCAUUGCCCUUCACAGAUACGAUGCCACCUUCCUGAACAGCUUACGGUCCCGACUGAAGCAGCAACACCCCAGCACCAACUCCAGCGCCCCGAGCCAGCACAUCGUGCAUGUACAUUUCAAGGAAGAGAUAGGGAUAGCCGAGCUUAUUCCUCUGGUCACCACCUACAUCAUCCUGUUUGCUUAUAUCUACUUCUCCACCAGGAAGAUUGACCUGGUGAAGUCCAAGUGGGGGUUGGCGCUGGCCGCAGUGGUAACGGUUCUGAGCUCCCUGCUGAUGUCCGUCGGGUUAUGCACUCUCUUUGGGCUGACGCCAACUCUCAACGGCGGGGAGAUUUUCCCUUACCUGGUGGUGGUCAUUGGCUUAGAGAAUGUGUUGGUUCUGACUAAAUCUGUCGUUUCCACUCCUGUGGACCUGGAGGUGAAGCUCAGAAUAGCACAAGGACUCAGCAACGAGAGCUGGUUCAUAAUGAAGAACAUGGCUACUGAGCUGGGCAUCAUUCUGAUUGGUUACUUCACCCUGGUACCUGCUAUACAGGAGUUCUGUCUCUUUGCCGUAGUUGGGCUGGUGUCGGACUUCUUCCUACAGAUGUUUUUCUUCACCACUGUGCUGUCCAUUGAUAUUCGCAGAAUGGAGUUGGCCGACCUGAACAAACGGAUGCCAGCAGAGGCCUGCAUGCCUCCCCCCAAACCCGGCGCCAAAAGAUACGAACGCCAGCCAGCCCUGCGUCCGGCCACCCCUCAUACCAUCACCCUCCAGCCUUCUUCCUUGCGAAAUCUGCGCCUCCCCAAGAGACUGCGCCUGGUGUACUUCUUUGCCAGGACUCGACUCGCUCAGAGAAUCAUCAUGGCUGGGACGGUGGUCUGGAUUGGGAUCCUUGUAUACACGGACCCCGCUGGGCUGCGCAAUUACUUAACGGUUCAGGUGACGGAGCAGAGCCCCCUGGGAGGCGCAGUCAUGCCUCCGGUUCCGGUACCAGUGCUGCCAGCAUCCAACCCACAGAGCCCCCUCGCCGCCGUCUUCCCCACAGGCUCCUCCCAACUGCUGGAAAACCAGUCACAGAGAGACCGCAAGGAGGUGAUCGACUCCCUGAGAGGGAGGCUGGAUGGCAGCUCCAGGGUUUGGGAAGAAAGUCUCCCUGAAGACAAGGGCAGAGAGCGAGCGGCGGGUAAAGAGGACAAAGCCCAUACGCAGGUUACCUGGGGACCCGAGGAUGAGGAGACCUGGAGGAAGCUGUCAUUCAGACAUUGGCCAACCCUCUUCAGCUACUACAAUAUCACUCUGGCCAAAAAGUACAUCAGCAUCUUACCCAUGAUUCCCGUCACCAUCUACCUGACGCCACAGGAGGUGUCCGACGCACGGCACCCACAGGAGGCUCAGCACUCGCACCCAUAUCUGCAGCGGGAAGGGAAGCCAGAAGAAGCCUGGGUUCGCGUAGAGGCAAAGGGGGCUGAAGAGGCCGCCAAAAAUCAGAUGCCAGCAGAUGUCACCUUAUACAAGGUCGCUGCCUUAGGCCUGGCCUCUGGGAUUUUCCUGGUCCUGUUCUUCUUCCUCCUUUACCGGCUCCUAUGCCCUAAGAAUUAUGGGCAGAACGGCGUGCCCCACGGCCGCAGGAAAAAGGGGGAUCUGCCCUGUGACGAUUACGGUUAUUCUCCCCCCGAGACAGAGAUUGUGCCCCUUGUGCUGAGAGGGCACCAUAUGGACAUCGAGUGCCUGGCCAGUGAUGGGAUGCUGCUGGUGAGCUGCUGUUUGGCCGGACAGAUCCGCGUGUGGGACGCCCAGAGUGGGGACUGCUUAACCAUCAUUCCCAAACCGAGUUUGCGCAGGGAGAGCAGUGGGGUGUUCGAAUAUCAGGAUAACUGGGAGCCGACCCCCGAGUGCAAGUACAAUCCUGAGGAUUCGCUGGAAAAUGGCUACCACCUAAAGAGGAGAGUGCCACACCCCUCGCUCUUCUCCGACCAACCAGACUUAACCAGCCUGAUUGAUACCAACUUCUCUGAGCAACCUGUGGGGGAGGAGCCUGGGACCAGACAGAGGCUGCCCUGCAUCAAGCAGGAAACCCCUGCCAUUGGCUAUGACUUUAGCAGCCUGGUACAGAAAGUGUACGAGGAGCACGAAGCCUCCAGCUAUGGCAGCUUCCCCCUUGUCUUUCCCCCAGCCCCUUACGGGCAGUGCCAGCUGUCAUCGGGGAGGCGGAGCCGAUCCCCCGGGGGCUGCCUGGACGGCAGUUGUGCCAGAAGGAAAAGCUCUGCGGAAGAGACUAGUGGCUAUUGUAAUGGGACCUCCUCACCGGUCCUGAGCUGGACUGAAUCCUUUGAGAGCUCAGUUUGGAGCCUGGGCCUGCAGGGCAACUUGAUAGUAGUUGGGAGAAGUAAUGGCAACUUAGAGGUUUGGGAUGCCAUCGAGGGAAGUCUCCGCUGCAGCAAUUGCGAUGGGCAGAGCGGCAUCACGGCUCUCGUGUUCCUCAAUCACAGGAUUGUGGUAGCGAGGCUCAAUGGCUCCCUGGAUUUCUACUGCCUAGAUUCCCAAAAAUCCUCCAGUCAGCUGCAGUUUAGAGGUGCCCCAAACAGAAGCAAUGUCCCCAGCUCCCCGCUGUACAGUACUGAUGAUGUGAUUGGCUGCCAGCGGAGCCACACAGUGGCCUGUGCCCAUCAGAAGCCAAUCACUGCCCUGAAAGCAGCAGCAGGCCGGCUAGUGACCGGGAGCCAGGACCACACAGUGAGAGUGUACCGGCUGGAGGAUGCCUGCUGCCUCUUCACUCUGCAGGGACACUCGGGAGGCAUCACAGCCAUUUACAUUGAUGAGACAAUGGUUCUGGCCAGUGGGGGGCAGGAUGGAGCAAUCUGUCUGUGGGAUGUACUGACAGGAAGCAGGGUCAGUCACAUGUUCGGACACCGCGGUGAUGUCACCUCCUUGCUUUGCACUACUUCCUGUGUGAUCAGCAGUGGGCUGGACGAUGUCAUUUGUAUAUGGGACAGGAGCACGGCGAUUCGACUCUACUCCAUCCAGCAGGACUUGGGCUGCGGGUCCAGCUUGGGGCUGAUCUCGGACAACCUGCUGGUCACGGGGGGCCAGGGCUGCGUGUCGUUCUGGGACAUUGGCUACGGGGACCUGUUGCAGACAGUUUACCUGGGGAAGUGCGAGGAGGCGCAGCCGGCGCGGCAGAUUCUAGUGUUGGACAAUGCGGCCAUAGUGUGCGACUUUGGCAGCGAGCUGAGCCUGGUGUACGUCCCCUCGGUGCUGGAGAAGCUCGACUGAGAGCCGGGUUAACCCUCGGCUGCCCGGUACUGUGACGCCGGCACGCAGGCUGCAAGCUUUUCCUUGCGUAUAAUAUAUUCCAAUGGAAUUCUACAAUAUACACUGGCACAGUACAAACCCGUCUCCUCCACGUCCGACUGGGGUCCCGUUUUUAUGUCCCCCCCCUCCAAAGCGGCGACAGGUUGGUACUGUGCCAUAGCAACCGCGCAACCAAAAGAUUCGUCAUGAAUCCGUAGCACUUCAUCGCCAGCAGUGGAUUGCGGCAUGAUCCAUGUCUCCUGGUAUUAGGGUCGGCCAGCCGGAUGGGAGGGGAUGCUGGGAGUUGUAGUUAUGUGGGGACAACCCUGUGCUUCAUUGUACCACUGUGGGUGAGGCCACGAGGGAGAAGCUGUUUAUACAGAGGGCAACGUGUAACAGUGUCGGUAGGGGGCUGCAUAAUGUUCCUACGGUAGCCAGGCCGCAGGGUUAUACACAUUAUGGCUCCCAGAAUUCAUUUCUGUUCCUGAUAUUAUUGGACAUAGAGGAAUUUCAACUCUGCAACUACAAUUGCCAGCAGCCAGAGAAUAUCUACUUGGCUCCACCCACUUACCCAUCAUUCAAUAUGAACGUGUCACAUGGUAUAACUGUAUCAAUGAAGGCAACACAGACCUAGACCCGAGGAACAUCUCCUAUACACUAUGUUACAGGCUCCGCCCACUCGGCCACCAUUUUGUUUGUCCCUUGAUGAGCAAGAGAAUGAGCCCUCGUAUGUAUAGAUUGCUGGCACUCGUUAUGGUUGGUUGGUUAUGGGAGGGACAGUGCCAUAGCUUGACAGCUGGGAGGGGCUUAAGCCUCAGGCCACUCCUUCCCCUGCAUGGAACAGCAACAGUCACAUGACCUGAAAGGAAAGCGCCUGCGUUGUUGACUCUAACGUGUCACGGUAUAUAAAAUAAUAUUUUUGGUAAAGGUUAUAAUUUAUUUUGAUGUAGAUCUUAUUCUUUAUAGAGCUUUAAACCGUUAAUUGUACAUUUGCGCUCUUGGUUUCUAUGUCCGUUUUGUUUUUUUGAAUUUUUUUUUUUUUUUUUUAAAUCUCUUCUCUUUUCUUACAUAAAAGAAUUCUACCUGAUAA
Xenopus tropicalis (tropical clawed frog) is the source of this 5257-nucleotide messenger RNA. It is a transcript of the gene scap, whose product is annotated as SREBF chaperone. Bases 190 to 4149 code for a protein of 1319 amino acids. Gene Ontology annotation, molecular function: sterol binding. Gene Ontology annotation, cellular component: Golgi membrane; ER to Golgi transport vesicle membrane; endoplasmic reticulum membrane. Lineage: Eukaryota; Metazoa; Chordata; Amphibia; Anura; Pipidae. The transcript has 23 exons. The record is from RefSeq and is a predicted model, not a curated record. Gene Ontology annotation, biological process: SREBP signaling pathway.